AUGGGAAGUGUAGAAUCAACGGCCACUUCAGUUGACUUGAUAGGUUCGCCGUGUCAUUCUCCACUGCGACGGCGUUCGAGAGCGGAAUUCCUGGCUACUCAAUCUCGGAAAUCUUCGUCAAUCAGUUUGGGAAAAAUGUCUCCCACUUCACGGAGACAAAUGCCAUUGGUCAAGUAUGGCUGCAGUAAGAGUGAUCUAUUGCUGUCAACAUGGUCACCUCGACGUCAAGAAGAUACGGAUUCAGCUCGAAGUUGUUCUGAGAGUAGAAAAAUGAAACAUAAUUUGGCGGAAUCUAACCUUGAAGCUCUAUUUUCGUCAUCCAGCAAUCUCAGGCAAGCGCUACAACCACGUAUUGAAAUAUCGGGUGAUUUAACAACUUCACAAAACAGCGCAAUACGACGAUUAUGGAAGCAGGAAAUGAAAAGGUAUUGCGAUAAUAAAUCUGAGCUCGCAAGUCGAUUACUACUGCGCAUAUUUGCUAUCAAUCCACGCCUUCAAGCACUUUUUCAUCUUUCAAAUUUGCCUUAUUAUGAAAUACGGAAAAAUCCACUCUUCAAACUUCACGUUAAGGCUGUGGAAACGACCUUAUCAUUCGUUAUGUUACAUUUGUAUAAUCCAACUGCAAUGAGCAAAUCAUUGCAAACAUUGGGUGCACGACAUGUAAUUCAUACAAGAAUACAGUAUAAAAGCAAUUAUUGGAAGGUAGUAAAUCAGGCAUUUAUUGAAUUUGUCAACGCUGAUCAAGCAUCAAUCGAUGUAUUCAAUGCGUGGAAUGUGUUGGGGAAUUUUUGUGUAGAACAGAUGCGAAUCGGAUAUAAAAUUGAAUAUAAAGCUCAGAAAAUGUUAGAACGUUUAAAGACAAAAGAAAUGAUCAGUUGA
This is a messenger RNA of Loa loa (African eye worm), 879 nucleotides long. RefSeq lists its product as hypothetical. The record is from RefSeq and is a predicted model, not a curated record. Gene Ontology annotation, molecular function: oxygen binding; heme binding. The transcript has 8 exons. Bases 1 to 879 code for a protein of 292 amino acids. NCBI's taxonomy places the organism in Eukaryota, Metazoa, Nematoda, Chromadorea, Rhabditida, Onchocercidae.